AGACGGCAGUGAACGGAAUGCUGUCCUCGCGGUAGCCAGCAAGGACGCAAGGCGUCGCCUAGACAUGCCGCUCUUCAUAAGCUUCCAUCUUGCUCUCUGCUGAGUGUAGCUCCAUCUGUCUAGAUCUUACUUCUUGUUUCUUGCCAUGCCUCCUUUAUGCAAAGGCUUUGAUCCAUUAGAAAGUGGAAGAACAGAACGAUAAUGACAAUUUGAUGUGCAUGAAAAUUGUGGGAUUUAUGAUGCAUGUUUCGGGAGUUAUCAUGUAUCCGGGUUGAUUAUCGCACCUCGUUGUUUCUUUCAUAACAUUUCUUUCAAAAAAUUUAAAGAAAUGACUCCUGUUGUUUUGCAAUUUAAUUUGUCUACUCAGGUCAAGUCUCCAAUUGGUAUGUCGACUUCCCAGCAACCUUAUUUUGCAUGUGUCAGAAACACGCUGAAUGCAGCAAUGUGUUUACAAAGCUUUGGAUGCCAGGAUGUUGAACGGCAUAACAAACCAGAAAUCGAGGUAGGAAGGUCUCCGGAGCUAAUUUUGAACCCAAUUGUGAUCUCAAGAACUGAAAACGAAAAAGUCAUGAUUGAAACUUCAGUAAAUUCCAUGAGAAUUAGUAUCAAGAUCAAGCAGGCAGACGCUUUGGAGGAAAUGUUAGUGGCAAAAUUCAUGAGAUUCUUGAUGAGACGUGCAGAACAGUUCGCUGUGUUACGUCGGAAACCAGUUGAAGGUUAUGAUAUCAGCUUUCUUAUCACCAAUAAGCAUUUGGAAGGAAUGAUGAAGCACAAGGUAAUCGAUUUCAUUAUCCAGUUCAUGGAGGAUAUCGACAAGGAAGUCAGUGCCAUGAAACUUAAUGUAAACUCUCGUGGCAGGGUUGUCGCAUCGAAAUUUUUGGAACAGUUUUGAUGUAAAUUGCUGUGUUGUAGUUCACAUUCGAAAUCAUAUAAAUGUGAA
Guillardia theta CCMP2712 is the source of this 940-nucleotide messenger RNA. RefSeq lists its product as hypothetical. The record is from RefSeq and is a predicted model, not a curated record. The transcript has a single exon. Bases 443 to 892 code for a protein of 149 amino acids. Gene Ontology annotation, biological process: Arp2/3 complex-mediated actin nucleation; actin filament polymerization. Gene Ontology annotation, molecular function: actin filament binding. NCBI's taxonomy places the organism in Eukaryota, Cryptophyceae, Pyrenomonadales, Geminigeraceae. Gene Ontology annotation, cellular component: Arp2/3 protein complex; actin cytoskeleton.